Molecule: messenger RNA, 2547 nt
Organism: Sinocyclocheilus anshuiensis
Lineage: Eukaryota; Metazoa; Chordata; Actinopteri; Cypriniformes; Cyprinidae
Exons: 3
Coding region: 154-2547 (797 amino acids)
Biological process (GO): regulation of transcription by RNA polymerase II
Cellular component (GO): nucleus
Source: RefSeq, a predicted model, not a curated record
UCACUCUGACAGCGCAGCCGUGACCAAAACCACUGGUUUCAUGCAUUAUUCAGUCCGAACUCAAACAGAAGCGGCUGCACCUGAAAGAGAGUUUCUUUCCAGCGGGAUGGAGUUUGCGAUGGUUUCGUGAAUAAAUGCAUCAGCUCGGUUGAUAUGGAAGAGCCUGCCAGUGACUCGGAUGGUUUACAGCCUCAGGAUCUGUCCUCCGCCUGCAGCCUCCCCAACAUCUUCGAUCUGACGUGGAAUGCCGAGGAAUGCCUUCUGAAAGCCAACCCCAUCGACGCCUUGCAUGUCGUCCAGACGCCGGGCUGGUUUGUCAAUCCUGGGACCAGCAAUGGGAUGUUGCUUCCCGAAACCAAUCCUGAACCUCUUCCGCUUCCCACAGACCAGAUCCAACUGGAUAAUGCAUUUUCCAACACGACCGUCACGCUCUCCUACGUGAGCCGGUCGCACGUCUUCUCCGAGCAUUCCCCGAUCUACGGCGUUCCUUCCUUGAGCAAGGCGUUUGCGCUGCAUCCCGCCGCGUAUGAUGCCGGACAGCUGGUGACGGAUGCCGGAGAUGCUGCGCUUUCGGUGGACCAACACUGUCUCCAGCAGGUGUCUGUACCGGUCGGACUGACAGCCUGCGAUCAGUUCGGCUUCAUGUCGCCGGCUCAGGUCGUGGAAAACGUGGCGGCGUUCUGCUACCUUCAACAACCUCCGGAUAUGCAAGAUGUGGAAAACCUGGCUUUGGAAACGCUCAAAUCUUUACAAGCCGAUCCCAGCGAGUGCGGGUUCCCCAUCAGCGUGGGUGAGCUUCAAAACGGAGCUGCGAAUGGCCUGUGGAACGUCGGACCCUUCGAGGGAGGAUUUCCGGAGGACGAUGGCGCGAACGCAGACGCUUUGCACCGGAACGCCAAUCCGGAGCUCGUCUUUCUCAUCUCCAGAUCCGAGGAGCCAGUGGUUUUACCGAACGACGGCUUCGCCAUUUCAUUAAACCAAGACUUCAUUAGUCCGUUGGAUCCUGAGUCUCCGUCGGCGGAGCAAAUAGAGGAUGUUUUUGCAAGUUCUCCGAGUGGAGCAAAGCAAGAAGAACAGUUUGAUUCUACAAUGCCGGAGGCAGCUGAGACCGAAUCGCCAGAAACACCAACAGGGAAAACUGACAAAACGUGCAACACCGAGUCCAUGCAUGUCAACGAUGCAUCUGCAGAACAAACCGACACAGAUGCAUUCAAAACAAGCGGCAGCUCGCUCGCGCUUGAGAGGAGAAGACUGCCUCCGAGAGCUAGACGAGGUGUAAGAAUGGGAGCCAUUGUUCAAGACAUCCAUCCCAUCAGGAGUCGCGUGUGUAAAAGAAAAGCUCAGAAGAGCAAGUCCAAGAAAAAGGUGCUGGAAAGGAUGCGCAAUGUGGCGGAUGUAAAGAAGAAGAAGAAAAAGACGUUAGAAGAAACCGAUGUCAGACGUUCAAGUAGACGUAAAGCCACCCUAUCUACCUCAACUUCUGCAAAGACGCUAGAUGCAUUUGUAAAACGCACAAAGAAAAAAUCCUCCGGAAGGAUAAGAAACCUUCAUUCGGUACCAGUCAAGCAUCAAAAACCAAUGCCGGCUCAACAAGGCCUGAAGAAAUCUACCAAACGGAAGAGAAAGAAACACACGGUCGGCCAUGCAUCAUUUUUCUCGCCACAGGAACCAGAAAUCAAACUCAAAUGUCUGAACUACGAGGAGAAGAAGGAUGUGCGGGAUGAGACCUUCGCGCCUUAUGUGCGCAUGCAGAUCAAAGACUUCCCCAUCUGUACGGUGGUCAACUAUCCCGAGGACAGUGUCCGGAUCAAGCAGGGAAAGCGGCGGGCGUGUGGUGGGUUUGCGUCCGGUGAGAUGCCCGUGACGCCUGGAUUGCAGUACGGUCGGGUCUGUGUGGACGUCGCACAGCGGGAUGUUCUGGUCUGCUGUCUCUGCGGCGGCUCGGCCAAUGCCAUGGACCUCGGAGACUUGCAUGGGCCGUAUUACCCUGAAGGUUUCAAAUCGGCCUCUAAAGCGGUUUGUAAUCCACAGGAAGAGGAUAAUAGUGACUCCGACUCGUCUGUUCGAGGGAAACGUGUUGCUCCGGGCAGAUGGACCGAGUCUCUUUGGACCAGCGAUAGCCAGUCGUCCAAUAGUCCUUCAUCUAAGAGACCCAGGAUGGAUGGUGACACCGAUUGGUUCAGUCCUCCAGUGGUUCCUCUCAAUGCUAACGAGCACUGGCUCCACGAGGACUGCGCGAUAUGGUCCACAAGCGUCUUUCUGGUUCGGGGAAAGCUGUACGGGCUGGAAAAUGCGGUCAGGUUGGCUAAAGUGUCGGUUUGUUCGACGUGUCAAAGAAGGGGAGCAACGUUGGGCUGCGUUUUCAAAGGCUGCCCAAACAAAUACCACUACACGUGUGCACUGCAGUCCGGUAAGUCAUCAGCAGUCCUCUGCAUUCUGUUGCACAAUAGACACACACACACACAAACACACACGUUUUAUUGUGGUCCGAAACAUCAAAAUGCUGAUCUGCCUGUUAACAGCAGCUUUUGUGUCGGCAUUUGCUAA